Messenger RNA from Miniopterus natalensis, 363 nucleotides. RefSeq names its product secreted Ly-6/uPAR domain-containing protein 2-like. NCBI's taxonomy places the organism in Eukaryota, Metazoa, Chordata, Mammalia, Chiroptera, Miniopteridae. The record is from RefSeq and is a predicted model, not a curated record. Gene Ontology annotation, cellular component: plasma membrane.
AUGAGGUCACUCCUGGUGUUUCUGCUUCUGGCUGCUCUGUGCACUGACCUGGCCCUGGCCCUGCACUGCCACGUAUGCUGUGGCCACGAGAACUGUGAGUCCCUGGUGGAGUGUGCCCUGACGGACAAGUACUGUGUGAUCACACGGGCCACCAACCCGGGCGGCAUCCUGGUGAUGAAGUCCUGCGCCCCCACCUGCCCCAACAGCACCGUGUCCUCAGACGGCCGCGCCCUCUCUGUCUCCUGCUGCCAGGGCAACCAGUGCAACCGCAGUGGGGCGUUGGGUCUGGUGGGUGGUCGUGGGGCCCUGUGGGUCAGCACCUCUGCAAGCCUGCUGUGGGUGCUGCUCUGGGCAGCCUGGUGA